UUUAAUCUAUUUUCCGGUGCACAAGAAAGCAGGCCUGUCUCCUUGCGGUUGGCAUCGGCCUUUCAAAGUUCAAGUGUGGAUCAUCGAUGGAUCCAUUUCCCAUCUGAUUUAAUUUCGUGUUAUAGUGUGUUUGAAUUGAAAUUCCAGCUUGUUAAAGAUUGGGGACUGACUGGCAAUUGAAAGAAUGGCGGCGCAAAACCAGAUUCCUAACAACGGCGAUCUGUUCGAUGCUUAUUUUAGGAAAGCAGAUUUGGACGGCGACGGCCAGAUCAGUGGCGCCGAGGCUGUUGCCUUUUUUCAGGGCUCCAAUUUGCCCAAAAACGUUCUCGCUCAGGUCUGGAUGCAUGCUGACCAGAAGAAACUAGGUUAUCUUGGUAGACAAGAAUUUUAUAAUGCCCUUAAACUUGUAACUGUGGCACAAAGUAAGCGAGAAUUGACCCCAGAUAUGGUAAAGGCUGCACUGUAUGGCCCUGCUUCUGCUAGGAUUCCUGCUCCCCAGAUAAACCUUGCAGCUACACCUACACCACAGUCGAGGGUAGCAACACCUACUCCGCAGUCCAGCGGCACCCCAUCAGUAUCAUCCCAAAAUUUUGGCCUUAGAGGUACACCUGGUCCUGGCAAUGUGGGUGUAAAUCAGCAGCAUUUCCAAUCACAGCAAAACCAGGUUAUGAGGCCACCCCAAGCUAUGCCUUCCAGCAGUUCCUCACAAGCACAACAAGUUAUUGCAGGACAAGGAAUGCCAAGGGGAGGAAACAUGGUGGCUCCUUCUCUUCCAACGUCAAGUUCCUCAACUAAUUGGCAGAGUGGAAGCUCGGGUGGCCUCACAACCAGUGGUAAUAACCAAGUUCAUGACCGAGGUGUUGGUCCUUCUACAAGCCAAGAUGGAUUUGGACUGACAGCAUCAGGUUUGACACCUUUCACGCAACCAAGACCACAAGCAACCCCUGGGCAGAUGCCUGCUCCAAAACCACAAGAUUCGUCCAUGCGAUCCAGCCAGUUAGCAGCAAAGGAUCCCAAAGCAUUGGUGGUUUCAGGAAAUGGGUUUGCCUCCGACUCCCUUUUUGGAGAUGUCUUCUCUGCAACUCCAACGCAAUCAAAGCAAACUUCUUUGGCAACUACAUCAUCUGCAACUAGCUCAACUGUCUCAACAGCCUCUAUUCCAGCCUCUGGGCCCCAUCCUUCUGUAAAGCCAAGCCCAGCUCAGUCUCUGCAGAGUACACUUUCUCAACAACCUGUGGGUGGUCAGUAUCAGCCAAGUCAUCCAACAGGGAAACAGAAUCAGCAGGUUGCAGUUCAAAGCAAUGCUGCUUCUGGUUCAACUGGGUUUCCUGCUAGAGCAGGGAACUUGGCUUCUGGUCAAUCAACUCAGUCUCUGCCCCCAUGGCCAAAGAUGACUCAGUCUGAUGUUCAGAGGUUUACGAAAGUAUUUGUACAAGUUGACACUGAUAGAGAUGGAAAAAUUGCUGGUGAACAGGCCCGCAAUCUGUUCUUAAGUUGGAGGCUCCCAAGAGAGGUCUUAAAGCAGGUGUGGGACCUAUCUGAUCAGGAUAAUGACAGCAUGCUUUCUUUGAGAGAGUUCUGUACUGCCCUUUAUUUGAUGGAACGCUACAGGGAAGGCCGCCCUCUUCCUUCAAUGCUCCCAAGUACUAUCAUAUCUGAUGAAACUCUUGUGUCCACCUCAGGUCAUCCUGCAGCUCCUUAUGGAAAUGCAGCUUGGGGACCUGGUCAUGGUUCCCAACAACCACAAGUUUUUACUGCUUCCCGGCCACCUUUACCUUCUGCUAGGGGAAGACCACCAAGGCCAGUCUCUGUUUCACCAACUGAUGCACAGGUGCAGCCCACUCAGCAAAAGUCCAAGGUUCCUGUGUUGGAAAAGAACUUUGUAGAUCAACUUAGCCAAGAGGAGCAAGAUUCUCUUAAUUCUAAGUUCAAAGAGGCAACAGAAGCAAAUAAAAAGGUUGAAGAACUGGAAAAGGAGAUACAUGAUUCAAAAGCGAAGACAGAAUUCUUUCGUGCUAAGAUGCAGGAACUUAUUUUAUAUAAAAGCAGAUGUGACAAUCGACUUAAUGAGAUCACUGAAAGAGUGUCUGCUGACAAACAAGAGGUUGACAUUUUGGCAAGGAAGUAUGAAGAGAAAUACAGGCAGACUGGAGAUGUGGCCUCUAGAUUAACCAUUGAGGAGUCCACGUUUCGUGAUAUUCAGGAAAGAAAAAUGGAAUUGUAUCAGGCAAUUGUCAGAAUAGAACAAGGAGACAAUAAGGAUGGUGCUCUCCAGGAUCGUGUUAAUCAUAUUCAAUCAGGUCUUGAGGAAUUAGUAAAAUCUGUUAAUGAACGUUGCAAGCAAUAUGGAUUACGUUGUAAACCGACUUCACUGGUUGAGCUUCCAUUUGGCUGGCAACCUGGAAUCCAAGAAGGUGCAGCUGAUUGGGAUGAAGAUCGGGACAAGUUUGAAGACGAAGGAUUCACAUUUGUAAAAGAGCUCACUCUUGAUGUACAAAAUGUCAUAGCCCCUCCAAAACCAAAAACUUCGUCAGUUCAAAAAGAAACACCUUCUGCAACUGCUGAUGAUGCUAAGACAGAUAAGGUUCCCAGCACAAGUGAGCGGAUCCCUGAGAAAGAUUUGGCAAAUGACCAAAGUGAGGAUGGCCUGGCAAAAAGUCCCUCUGAAAGUCCAGCUGUAAGUAGUACAGCAGAUAAGCCAUCUCAAGAAUUCCAGGAUUCCCAUGACACAAAGAGUAGUGUUGCUAAUGGUUCUCCACAUGCUCAGAAGACAAGUGAUCCUUUUGAUUCUCCCCAUGCCAAGAAAACAAGUGAUGCUGAUGGCUCACCUCUUGCUAAAGAAUCCAGAAGUGAUCAAGGUGGUGCUGAAUCUAUAUUUUCUGAAGACAAAGGUUUUGAUGAACCUAGCUGGGGCAAAUUUGAUACUCAUGAUACAGAUUCAGUUUGGGGCUUUGACAGUGAAAGUGGCAAGGAGAUGGAACAUGAGAGGCAUGAUGAUAACUCUCUAUUUGGUCUUAGUGACUUCAAUAUAAAGCCCAUAAGAACACAGUCGUCCCACACAGAUAACAUGUUCCCAGGGAAAGGCCCGUUUACUUUUGCAGAUUCUGUUCCAAGCACCCCUGCCUACACAGAUAACAUGUUCCAUGGGAAGAGCUCAUCUAUUUUUGCGGAUUCUGUUCCGAGCACCCCUGCUUACACAGAUAAUAUGUUCAAGGGGAAAAGCUCGUCUAUUUUUGCAGAUUCUGUUCCAAGCACUCCUGCUUAUGCAGAUAACAUGUUCAAGGGGAAGAGUUCAUCCAUAUUUGCGGAUUCUGUUCCAAGCACUCCUGCCUAUUCAGAUAACAUGUUCAAGGGGCAAAGCUCGUCUAUAUUUGCUGAUUCUGUUCCAAGCACCCCUGCUUAUAAUUAUGGGAGCUCCCAACGGAGGUUUAGUGAAGGAUCGGAAGGGCACUCAUUUGACAGCUUCUCUAAUUCAUUCAACAUGCAAGAUAGUGGAUUCUUUCAAUCCCCAUCUCUCGAUAGGUUUGAUUCUGUUCGUAGCUCAAGAGAUUUGGAUCAGGGUUAUGGGUUCCCCCCAUUGAGGUUUGAUUCUUUUAAUGGGCAUGAUGGACAUGACAGUGGGACACUCCAAUCUCCGCGGCAUUCCCUAGCGAGGUUUGAUUCCAUGCGAAGCACUACAGGGUUUGAUCAUAGUCAUGAGUUCCCAUCAUUUGAUGAUAGUGAUCCAUUUGGGUCGACUGGGCCAUUUAGGACAUCACUGGAGAGUCAGACCCCGAGGAGAGACUCUGAUAACUGGAGUGCUUUUUAGUUAAAGGAAGAUAAAAGAAAAAAAAAAUAUAAAUGCAAUUAAAUCGGCGGUUUCUUUUUCAUGUUAAGCCCUUGUAGGUCAAGAUUUUCCUCUGAUGCGUGGCGGCCUGAUUCUUUCAUUAGCAGUAUAUAGUAACGGAUAAGGAGUGAUUGUGCCCUGUAAUUUUUGCCUGUGUGAUUUUGCCAAUGUCUUUUUCUUUCACUUUUCAUAACUUUAUACCGUAGUUCAUUUUCUUCCCCUUUUACCUUUGUAUUUUUUGCUUUCUUUUUUUGUGUUAUUAUUAUUAUUAUUUUCCCGUUUUGGACAGUCUGAACGCACGUAAUAUUCUUGUUUACAAAUAGCUAGUAAGAAUCAUUGUAUUUUGAUAUGGAACGUAAAAUUUGUAUGAACUCUUUUCUCAUGCUGACGCAGAUGUUGAUGCAGU
This is a messenger RNA of Theobroma cacao (cacao), 4232 nucleotides long. RefSeq names its product Calcium-binding EF hand family protein. Gene Ontology annotation, biological process: endosomal transport; endocytosis. Gene Ontology annotation, molecular function: protein binding; calcium ion binding. The record is from RefSeq and is a predicted model, not a curated record. Gene Ontology annotation, cellular component: cytoplasm; plasma membrane; nucleus. Lineage: Eukaryota; Viridiplantae; Streptophyta; Magnoliopsida; Malvales; Malvaceae.